This is a messenger RNA of Ceutorhynchus assimilis (cabbage seed weevil), 2093 nucleotides long. NCBI's taxonomy places the organism in Eukaryota, Metazoa, Arthropoda, Insecta, Coleoptera, Curculionidae. The record is from the annotation of a GenBank genome assembly.
CACUUGUCACUUUCUUGUUUCCUUUCCUGCUGUUUAUUAUUAUUGUUGUUGUGUUGAAAUUUGAAAUAUUAAAUAUUAUUAUCAAAGAAACAAUAGUGUAGUUUCCUAUUAUAGCCUGUAAACCAAGAAAUGGAAGGGCAACAAAAAAAAAAUGGGGAUCCUCCCGCUGUUCCCCCUGGCUGGAAUGAUCCUCCAAUGCUUAAAUACACUCCACAAAAUCCUCCUCCAAAAUCAAGAAUUACGAAUAAAAGAGUAGCAUUUCCCGUUGGACCACCAAGUAGUACUGAAGAACUUCCAAAACCAUCGGUCCAUUCACCCCUCAAAACAUCUUUACCACCUCUGGCACUACCGUUAAUCCCGCUUGGUCAACCUUGCAACACGAGCUUAUUUGCAAAAGCAAGCACUAAUUUCAAUAAUCUGAUAGACAAGAUUGAGGACCAUGAUAUUAAAGACAGAGUAAACCAAAUGCUCAAUGAUUGGCAAACUGGAAAAUUCACAAAUGAAGUACAAAACACCCUAACUGAUUUUUCAACAUGUAUAGUUGAUAAUAAUUUAACUGGAGCAAAAGAACUUUUCUCAAGAUUGAAUGUGCCCAAUGAUGGAAAUAUAAUGGUCAAGCCUUAUUUAUCUUCUUUGAAGUACCUAUUUAUGUAGCUUGAAUAGGUUAUUUUUUGAUAAACAUUUUUGUAUGAAAAGUGUGGUGCCAAGUACCUAAAGCUGGGGUAUAGUUAAAUUUUUUUGUCUUGGUGCUUUUUGGUUUUAUCUACUAGGCAUAUUUUCUAUAGAUAUACGAGAUUAAUUUUAAUCCUAUUUUUUUUUAUUACCAACUAGGUAAUUAUUUUGAAAAUGAAGGCUGGUUUAGUCAGCUAAUAGUGUAUAAUGCACAAUUCUUGAUGCUCAAUUUUAAAACUUCUGUUUUAUAUGUAGCCGUUUUGCCAACUCUAAGUGUCUUAUUGAUAAUUUAGUGUUUAAUUCACAAUACACAAACUUGACCGUCCUUGACUUUUAACGUUUUAAGAAUUAAGCAAUAAAAUUUGGCCUGUGCGCAUGCAUGCGUAUGUCACAAUCGCAAAAUUUGCCAGUUUGAUUGCCAUCAAGUCUUGUUUAACUUCAUCGUUAAUAAUAUUUAUCUUGAAUUGUAUUUGAUAUCUCGAUAUUGAUAAAAUAAUAACAAACAGCAAUAAAGCCAGCUGGCUAAACCGGCCUUUAAUAUGAUAAUUUUAUAAAGUGCAGAGAAAAAAAUAUAUUUUGUUAGUAUCUUGUUUAUUUUAACUAUUGUUUUUUGAAAUAAAUGCAAAAUUUAUUGCUUGCAUACAUUUGCCCUUGAAGAAUCCACACAAAAAUAAUAUGCAAUACCUAAUUUUGAGAAUUUACAAUUUACCUACUUGGCCCUCCAAAACCUUGAUGGAUUAUCAGGGUGUCAAUUUGAAAACUUCCCACCCCUAUUAUCUCGGAGUAGAAAAUUUUUCGAAAAAAUCCCUGAAACACGUCAACUUUAAUUUGAAGGGGGAUGAGUUUUUAUGCAAAAUUCACCUUCCCUCUUUCAACCCCCCAGCCCCCAGAGCCACCCCCUAGAAAAUUUUAAAUAGGAAGGGGGAUCAAGUGAUACAUCAUUUUGCAGGGUUUUUAAUUCCAUACAUUUUGGUACUAAAUUUAAGUCCCUAAGUUCAACUGUUUUGGAAAUAUGGACAGUUGAAAAUUGACUUUUUUGCUACUUUGACAGGCUGUAAAACCUAAACGGUUAAUUUUAGAGGAAAACCGACCUUACAUUCUUAGAUUCUUAGAUUUUCAUAAACUAUCAUUUGACACCAUUUUUGAAUUUAACCAGAGAUUAAAUUUUCAACCGAAAUUUUUGAUCAUAGAUCAUAUUCGAAGUUGCUGUCAAAUGAUAGUUUAUAAAAAUCUAAGAUACGAAUGUAAGAUCGGUUUUUCUUUAAAAUUAACCGUUUAGGUUUUUCAGCCUGUCAAAGUAGCAAAAAAGUCAAUUUUCAACUCUCAAUAUUUCCAAAACAAAUGAACUUAGGGACUUAAAUUUAGUACCAAAAUGUAUGGAAUUAAAAACCCUGGAAAAUGAUUUAUCACUUGACCCCCCU